AGUCAACUGUCAACUGAGUCAACAUAACCUAUAAUUUCUCAAAUUUUGAUUGAUCCAAUACACACAAUAUGAUUAUAACUUGUUUUUCAAAAGUUUUUUAUGUCCAGAUCAAAACACGUUCAAGUAUAAUCUAACGGUAACAGCUUCGAAAAAGCCACCUUAACGGUUUCAUAAAAUGUAAAUUAGCAUAAUGCCAACAAAUCAAAUCAUCUUCCCCAAAUGUAAUGUUUUCAAUGUAGUGUGAUUAGAAAAUUUUUAGUGUUCAAAGCAGCUGCUUCCUAUAAAAGUAUGUUAAUGAAAUGUGUUCGAUUGAAAAGAAUCCACGCCAGGUUGAUAUUAGCUUUAUUAGUAACACUAUUAUUGAUAAUUAUUGUAUCAAAACUGAAGACAAAUGAAAAUUUAGAAAGUGGCCACCUUGUAUUGGAUAACAAUUCUACCCAAAUUUUUGAGAAAAAACUAACGGAUUAUGAACGUCGGAUUAUACCAAAUUUAGGGGACAAUGGAGAUCCUAGUUUUCUUGAAGGAAAUGAUGCAAAGGAGGGGGAAAAGGCGCUCAAAACUUUUGCUCUGAAUACUGUACUGAGUGAUAGGAUGCCUUUGAAUAGAAAAUUACGGGACCCAAGAAACAAGAAGUGUAAAAGAUUCAAAUACAAUCCUAAACUGAAAACAUCAGUUAUUGUGAUAUUUUAUAAUGAGCUGAUGAGUGUUAUUUUGAGAACAAUAUGGAGUGUUAUUCUACAAACACCCAGUCACUUAUUGAAAGAAAUUAUUUUGGUGGACGAUGCUAGUACUGAAGGAGACAGCAGCUUUCAAGUGGGUGGAUUUUCGUGGUCUGGCCAUUUCACUUGGAUAGACAUUCAAAACGAAGAAGAUAAACAUAAAUUGACUCCAGUGAAGUCACCUACCAUGGCAGGUGGAUUAUUUGCAAUAGACCGUAACUUCUUCUGGGAUAUUGGUUCCUAUGAUGAACAAAUGGAUGGAUGGGGUGGAGAGAAUUUGGAAAUGUCUUUCAGAAUAUGGCAGUGUGGUGGACGACUAGAAACGGUUCCUUGUUCACGAGUGGGACAUAUUUUUCGUGAUUUUCACCCUUACUCCUUCCCGGAUAACAAGGACACUCAUGGCAUUAAUACCGCUCGAUUGGCUCAUGUCUGGAUGGAUGAUUAUAAGAGAUUAUUCUUCAUGCAUCAGCCGGGACUUGAAAAUAACCCAAUAGUUGGUGAUUUAACACAUAGGAAACAACUUAGGCAGAAACUACGAUGUAAAUCUUUCAAAUGGUAUUUAGAUAAUGUCUACCCAGAAAAGUUUGUACCAGAUGAAAAUGUUGUAGCACAUGGUCAGGUACGCACAGAAUUCGAAAUGUGUUUGGACGAUCUUCAAUUGGCAGAUGAUAAAGUGGGUCCUCUUGGCCUUUACCAGUGUCACCCUCACAUGGCAAUGUCCCAAUAUUUUUCAAUAAGUGAAAAAGGUGAACUGCGCAAGGAAAAUUUCUGCUCAGAGGUAUUCAAUGAGCAUGAUGUUCAACUAACAGAGUGUCAUGGGCAUAAAAGGGAACAGUAUUGGGUGUAUCAUAAAAAUGGUACUAUUUUCAAUCCAAGUGUGAACAGAUGUUUGAGUAGCGAAGGUGUAGAAAAUGGAGGAGGGGUGAAGGCUGAUAUUUGUAAAGACACACUUUACCAGAGAUGGAAAUUCGAUAAAGUCAAUGAGACUGCUAUGGCUGUGUAAUAUUAUUUUAUAAAGCAAAUCAUUCGAGCAAACCAUUUUGGAUGGCAGCUACUAGAGGUAUUUUCAAUCUUAGGGUCCAACAAAUGAAUGAAUAUUCGACAAAACUCCCGUUUUACUUCAUACAGUAUGAAUGAGGUGUAAUUUGAAAAAUCAUCUAGAACAGCAAGAUGGGCUAAUAUUAGAACAUUCGAAUAAAUAAAUAAAAAGAAAUAAUUUCAAGUAAAAUCACGAAUAAUCAGAAAUGAAAUGAACUGAAAGAUAUGCUCCUAACUAAAGAGCAGAGUAGUUUGGAAAUGGAAAUGGAACGACAAUCCAAUUAUGACCGUUGCUCCUAGGUACAGCAAAUUAGAUUUCUUUCAGUAAUUAAGAAUAUUUAUAAAUUCUGAAUAGUCAAAUUCGUUAAUUUUGAAUCACUGUCUUCUUAAACAAUGACCCAUUUCAUACUAAUUAAUAAGGAUUGAUUACUAUUAUUUAGUAAUCUUUGUAAACUACCGUGGAUAUUUAAAUACAUGUUCCAUUUUUUUUGCAGAGGCCUUUCAUGAAGAUGCUGCGCAUCAUCUAACAAUUGUAAAUCACUGAAAUCAAUCAAAUGAUUACCUACAAACCAGCUUCUACCACGACAACAUUAUUUUGAAUCUUCAUCAUGACUGUCAAACUUUCCUCCCUAUACAACAUUUGUUUGAACAUGUUUUUUUAACUAUGUCAAAGAAGUGUCGACUUCUCAUAAACAAUGUUCGAGCCGAGAAGAACAAUUUCAUGAUCUACUUUGUUGCUCAAUCAAAAAUACUCUGAAUUUCUUCACUCGGUCAGCAAGUUGCACUGCAGGAUAUCCUUUGUGAGCAAAUUAGUUCAUCGUAAUUCAAUAGUAUUAGCCAAGAAAGUGGUUAUUUUCUGAAUGGCAUAUAUGUCUUUCCUUGCACAGAAUCUAGCUGUUUUAUAUCUACAUUUGAGUGAGAUAGUACAUAGAAUACUUCUUUCCCAACAACAAACCCUCACCAAUGGUUGUUUUGUAGAAGGAAAUUCAACAAUAGGACUCAGGAUACCAUUCAAUCCAAUUGUCGUCUCAUUUUGUUUUAUAAUUUCAGUCUUAAAAGAAUACCCUGAUAUCCAGAAAGGUUGUUGUUUUCUAAUAGGUUUUAUUUGUCAAAUUCUACUAUGCAGAAUAGCUGGAAAAGAUUAUUGUUGCUGGAAAUGAAAGUUUUUUUGAAAUUUUUAUGCUUCAUGGAUACAGUCUUCUAACUAACCUACUUGUAUUUCUAUAUUGAAUCUGCGAAUAUGUCACAAAUAUCAAGAGACUGUAUAUGUAUAAAUUGCAGUUUGGGUUUGAUCUAUAGGUAUGAAAGUUGAUGUGACUUCUUUGAUUAGAUCAAUAGAUAAAUAAAUCAUCAUUAUCAAGACAAAAUACAUCGCCUCCUUCUAACAUGCAUCAGAAAAUGUGAUGGUAUCAUUACCCAAAAUAAAUCAAUAUUUAUUACUGUUAAUAUAUACAAGAACUUUCUGAAUAAUGUGCAAUUGUACAUAUCAUUAUCAAAUAUUGGAGUUGAGACUGAAAGUAGAAGUAGUAUAUUCAUCAUUGACGUAAUGACAUGUAAUUUAUUUAAAAAUUUUAUCCUUUCAAGAUAUAUAAAAUUUUCAUUCAAUUUCUGCUCAAAAAUUCAACAAACAUCGUAAUCUUUUGUUGAAAUCAUGACAAUAACUUAGUAAUACUUAUUCAACCCAUAUAAUCCCUGGAUUUCAAUAAACUAACGAGUACAGAAUAUUUUUUCUCUCUCGUUGAAGUAAAAUAUUUUUUGGUUUCUCAAAAACUGUCAACCACUUUUUUGUUUCCAAUUAUGUGGUGAAUUGGUCAAUACUUAAUUAAAAUCCAUGAUAAUGUAUUUAAGUAAUACUUUAUUGUGGGAAUUUUCACUAUACAGUUCACAAAAUUGUAGAAUCUCUUUCAGUGUACAAUAACUUCUUCAGGCAGUGUUCACACGCCCGGUUUUGAAUUUUCAAUAAAAAUUGAUCAAAAUCGUAAAAUGUGUGGGAAUAAACUUGCACAAUCAACAAGAAAUAUACUUCAACAUCCGUUAAUCGAAAAACCGAAUGUUUUUGUAGCUGAUUCUGAAAUUCAUCAGUGGGAUGAACUGUAAAACUAUAUAAAUAUGUCUUAUUUCUGGACUGAAAUUGUUCUCUAAUGCAAAGAGAGGUUUAUCUGUUUUUUUUUGUGGAUUUAAUCACUAAUUAAUGUCCCCGAAUGGUUUAUUCAUCUGAAAUUGAAAAAUAAAUGGGUACGUAAAGUAGAUUUUGAUAACUCUUUCGCAAUCAAUAUGCCGACUACUAGUUCACUGAAAAAAUUGUGUAAUUCCCCCCAAUGGUACGGCGGGAAUUACACAACGGCUUCAGAAUGUUGUGGCUGUAGUAAACUGUGGGUCUAGUAAACCCCAUGAAAGACUACAGUCUAGAUUCUAGAUUAUCAUUAUUGUCAAGAUAAUAAUACAUUGUAUUCAAUUGCAAGAGUGUUUAUCCUGUUGAGUAUAUGAGACAUUACAAUAAAGAGUAAAAAAUACAUCAAUAAUCAACUGCCAAAUAACCGCAAAAAUGUACUUGAAAAAAAAUGGUGGUGGACUUUAUUCGUAAAUAUCUUAGGUUUUCCUAUGCUGCACCAGCUUGUAUGAAAAGAAGUAUUAUUUUGCAGCUGGAAUUCAUGUUUGAACUCAAAGCGAACCUCAGUUCCAAUUACAAACCAAAAAGAUAAAAUGUUCAAUUGUGUGGUUGCUCAAUUUCUGUACCCUAGUUUAAUUUCAGAAUCGUGGGAAGACCAUGCAAAAGAAACAAAAGUACAACAGUAUUCAUGUAUGCUAAACGUGAAAACCUAUUAUACCCACGAUGUUCAUACAAGUGGCAUCUUUCAUGAUUUUAUUAUUCAUAUAUUCCCCAUAAUGAAUUGAAUCAACAUUUUGAUCUCCAAGAUAUUUCGGACUGAGUAUAAAUGAUGAUUUCAUAAAAAUAAUAUGCAUUUUUUCGCAACUCCCUAAAUGGGUUAAAUGAGGUUCAAAUGAAUGUGUUCCAUUGUUUGAGCUGUGGUUAUUGCCAUCUUAUGAAUAUAGCUUUAUCAAAAAAAUUCAGAAUCCGAUAGUUUACACAAAAUAGUGUGGAUUGCUCUUUAUUUAUGAAUAGGUUGAUUGGUGAUUACUAAAAUAACAGGGUUUCCUCAUAUCAUAUGUAUGAUUUUUUAUUGUUCUAAUUGUAUCAAAAAUAAUUAUGAAAUCUUCAAUAUUUGAUUUUGUAUGAAGAAGUGUACAACAAAUGGAAUUAUAUCAAUAUAUAAACUCUCACAACAGAAAUGUAGUAGAAGGAAUUAUAUACGUUAAAAAUAAUAUGGAUUUGUGAACUGUACUGUUAUUUUGAAGCAAUAUACAUUUUAUGUAAUGUUAAUCAUAUGUUAAUUGUUUCAAGUUCAUCACACUAUGUUCUUGUCAGUCAACAGUUGAUAAUCAGCAAUUUUCUUUAAAUUUUACAUAUAGUAUUUUUAAACAAUUCAGUCACCUUUUCACUUCACAAUUUUCAUAAGAAAUAGAACUAAUUUGAUAUAGUAGUUUUAAGUGACCUCCUUGUUUGUACAUUCAUAGAGAAAAAAUUGUUACUCAUUAAAGUAAUUUUUCUCCGUGUUACUUAUCAAUGGCAUUCUAAUGAGGAAUGUUCAAACAUUACCAUUACAAUUGACAACUUUCAAAUGAAAUGUUUCAAGAGUCCCCAUGAGUACAACUGUAAAAUCACAAAGUUGAGAUUAUGACACAGAGGUGAUUUUCUAUAACAUUUUUGUUUUCUGCACAUUUAGAUUCGAUGGAUAGAAUGAUUUUGCUAACAUACUUCGUAUUUUACAGAUUGAUGCUCAAUUAAUAAUUAGUAUGACAAAAAAGACAGUAUAACUUUGUGUGCUUACGAGUAUUUAUAUUAUUCUGUUAAAUGACAUUGUUGAUAUACAUAUUUUUAUUAUCAGGA
Leptinotarsa decemlineata (Colorado potato beetle) is the source of this 5706-nucleotide messenger RNA. Its product is annotated as polypeptide N-acetylgalactosaminyltransferase 1. The record is from RefSeq and is a predicted model, not a curated record. NCBI's taxonomy places the organism in Eukaryota, Metazoa, Arthropoda, Insecta, Coleoptera, Chrysomelidae. Gene Ontology annotation, molecular function: polypeptide N-acetylgalactosaminyltransferase activity. Gene Ontology annotation, biological process: protein O-linked glycosylation. Gene Ontology annotation, cellular component: Golgi apparatus.